Rhincodon typus (whale shark) is the source of this 3921-nucleotide messenger RNA. It is a transcript of the gene enc3, whose product is annotated as ectodermal-neural cortex 3. Gene Ontology annotation, molecular function: protein binding. Lineage: Eukaryota; Metazoa; Chordata; Chondrichthyes; Orectolobiformes; Rhincodontidae. The transcript is spliced from 3 exons. Bases 499 to 2268 code for a protein of 589 amino acids. The record is from RefSeq and is a predicted model, not a curated record.
GGAUUUAGAGAGCUGUGAGCUUUACAGAGAUGGUUUUGGGUGAAGGGAGGCGGGUGUGCAGGUGAAUUUCACACCUUGGAUUCUGUUCAUUUCGCCUCUUUGAGGUUUCUGAAAUUAACCAGAGGCUUUUGUUCGACAGUGAGGAGGUCCGCUAGGGCUGGAUUCGGGCUCCUCCCACUGGGUGUGGAAUAAAGUUACCGAGUCCUCAGCAGAUUAGGGCAAGCACUGACUUGUAAGGAUCGAGUCCUGAGAGCUUGUGCACGCUGGAGAGAGAGAGAGAGAGAGGAAGGUGAAGAAAAACCAUGAGUGUCUGAUCAAAGAGGUAGCGAGAACUUUGCAGUCAAAGUUUGAGGGUAAACCUCGCCUCUUUUCCCUAUCUCCCUCAAUAAAAGAAGACCUAGCUAUCAUCUUUCCAUUGUCUGGCAGGAGUGAUCUGUUCAAAAGAAUAAAGCAACUCAGCGCUGGUUUCUCCCGGGCCCGAGGGAACCUUCCCACACGAUGUCCGUCACCGUUCACGAGAACCGGAAAUCACGUUCCAGCUCUGGCUCCAUGAACAUCCAGCUGUUCCACAAGCCAUCGCACGCAGACAGCCUGCUGACCCACCUCAACCUCCUGAGGAGGCGUCACCUCUUCACCGACGUGACCCUCCGCGCGGGGAACCGCUCCUUCCCCUGCCACCGUGUGGUGCUGGCCUCCUGCAGCCGCUACUUCGAGGCCAUGUUCGCUGGCGGCCUGAAGGAGAGCCACGACAGCGAGGUCAACUUCCACGACUCCCUGCACCCCGAGGUGCUGGAGUUGCUCCUCGACUACGCCUACUCGUCCCGUGUGCUGAUCAACGAGGAGAACGCCGAGUCCCUGCUGGAGGCCAGCGACAUGCUGCAGUUCCAUGAUAUCCGGGACGCCUCAGCGGAGUUUCUGGAGAAGAAUCUGCACCCCAUGAACUGCCUGGGCAUGAUGCUGCUCUCUGAUGCCCACCAGUGCGAACAGCUCUACGAGCUCUCCUGGCAGGCCUGCCUGGCCUACUUUGCAGUGCUGUACAGGACGGAAGACUUCCUGAACCUGCCCAAGGACAAGCUGGUUGAGCUGAUCCUGAGCGAGGAGCUGGAGGUGGAGGACGAGAGCCUGGUCUACGAGGCGGUGAUGGGCUGGGUGAAGCAUGACUUGAGGAGGCGGAGGGACGACCUGCCGGAACUCCUGCGCUGCGUGCGCUUGGCCUUGCUCCCGGAGUCUUACCUGUACCAGAGCGUGCUAGGGGAGGAGCUGGUGGCCAGCCACCAGACUGGCAAGGGGGUGGUUGAGGAAGCCAUCUGCUGCAAGAUGCGGAUCCUGCAGAACGACGGCGUGGUCACCCUCCUGUGUGCCAGGCCUCGCAAGGUCAACCACGAUGUGCUGCUGCUGGGCGGCCAGACCUUUGUGUGCGACAAGGUGUACGCCAUCGACCAGAAGGCCAAGACCGUGAUCCCCAAGACCAACAUUCCCAGCCCCCGCAAGGAGUGCAGUGCCUGUGCCAUCGGCUGUAAAGUGUACGUGACUGGCGGCAGGGGCUCCGAAAACGGGGUCUCCAAAGAUGUCUGGGUGUAUGACACCCUCCACGACGAGUGGACCAAAGCUGCCCCCAUGCUCCUGGCACGUUAUGGGCACGGCUCGGCAGAGCUGGACCAGUGCCUGUACGCCAUCGGCGGGCACACAGCCGUCAGCGUCUCCUUCCCGGCCUCGCCCUCCGUCUCCCUCAAACAGGUCGAGCACUACGACCCCCAGGCCAACAAGUGGACCCUGGUCGCCCCCCUCCGCGAGGGGGUCAGCAACGCCGCGGUUGUGGGCUCCAGGCUGAAGCUCUUCGUCUUCGGCGGCACCAGCGUCAACCGUGAGAAGCUGCCCAAGGUGCAGUGCUUCCACCCCGGGGAGAACCGCUGGACUGUGCCUGCUCACUGCCCACAGCCCUGGCGCUACACCUCAGCAUCUGUGGUGGGCGACCACAUUAUCGUCAUCGGCGGCGACACGGAAUUCUCUGCCAGCUCUGCGUACCGCUUCAACAGUGAGACUUACCAAUGGUCAAAGUUCGGUGACAUGACUGCGCGGAGGGUCAGCUGCCAUUCGGUGGCAUCCGGUAACCGCCUGUACGUGGUUGGAGGGUACUUUGGUGCGCAAAUGUGCAAGACCCUAGACUGUUACGAUUCGUCAACAGGCACGUGGAGUAACAUCACCACCGUGCCCUACUCGCUCAUUCCAACUGCCUUCGUUAGUACGUGGAAAUAUCUCUCUGUCUAGCUCAACCAUAGCUUCGAGCCUGAGGUUCGAUGGAUUAUCUGUCGUUGUUAAAAGGCAAAGAGCAUUGAAGAACGUUAGCUGGCACAGCCGUGUUCGCUCGAUGUUGUCCUGACACUGGAAGGAAUUGGGCCAAAGAGGACUGAGCUGCACCCUCUCGCUGACUGUCGGUGCCUGAGGUCAGCACCAUUGUCAAAAUUCAGCAGACCACACCAUGUGUAUUUUGGUGCUCCAGCUGUUUAUGACAAACAGACCUCUCGAGGGUUUUGGACUUCACCUCUCUUAGACUUCACGCCUGUCUGAUGUUUGUCUUGUUUAUCAUUUUUAAGACACAAUAUUUGCCUGUUCAGCAAAGACUGUCGCUAUGGUAACCGGCUGAGGAACCGCAUUUAAGCUGGUGAUGUCAGGUUCUGAUACCAUGCCCCUUCCCCACCAAGGAGGACCAGGGCAGUGGGUGCAUGGAGACACCAUCAUCUCCAGCUCACCAACCAUCGCAGCCCAGAAAUGUAUCAGCCAUCGCUUCACACUUACUGGGGGUCACCAUUCCAGAACGUUCUACACUGAGAGUGUCCGUUCAUUGAACAGGCUGUGAUGUAUCACCACGCGUCUGGAAUUGGACAAUAAACAUGGGCCAUGCUAAUGAAGCCCAUUUCCCGAGGACUGGAACAAAUUCCUUCUUCACUCAGACCUGUGACCAUUUCCGACUUCCUUCUCUCCUAUAAUCCACAGACUUUGAAAACCCAAACUUGGCAUUAUCCGAUUGGGCCCAAACUCUGGUUUCACUCUGACACGUCCUAUCCCAUAUUCUUUAGUUCGGUCACCAUUCUAUCCUAGAUUGGAGCAGAAUUUCCCCCUUGUUGCUGUGAUUCUGUUAACCCAGAUUGGGGGAGCUGACCCCUCUCCCGUAUCUAUGUAGUUUUGCACAUUCUGUUUUCCCACUUCAUGAUUUUGUAAUUUGGUGACUUGUUCUCUGCAUUUAUUUCUGUGAUGGGUGGGUUUCUGAGUCUUCAGAGAGCACCCAAUGUCUUUUUUUUAACAGUGUUAUCUUGUCUCGAUGUCUUGGUGUGAACAGACUGGUUUUCUUCACCUGACUAAACUGUUGUUGCGAGAACAAAAAGUCUGUGGUUCUGAAUUAGUUAGUUUUAAUUGUUGAGCACUGGAGCCCAAUCUCAUGGGAAAGAUAAUAGCAACAGGAACUUCCUUUCUCCAGUUUGCCAGUGGAAGCCUUGGAAACCAUCAGAUCCAGGGUGAGAGGGUUUCUGUUGUAGUUGAAAAGCCUCCAGAAAUUCACCAUUUAACUCUCCCAAUGAUUCACCAGAUAAAUGUGCAGCCUCCAGAUCCAAGGGAGAUACCUGGGAAGAUAAAAGUGCUCUGCUCUUUGCCUGGGCGUCUCCUGGCUUAGGCCCCACCAUCAGCUUUUAUUGCCUUUUGGGGUGGGCGGUGGGAUAAAAUGUCCUGCUACAAAAGGGACAUCUGCUGGUGCCAGGGGCAGGACUUGCAUUGGUUGUGAUGACCACCGUAGUGGAAUAGCCGGCUGUCCACACUCCAGUUGUGGAAGGUCUCUAGAACUGAACUGGAUCCUGUCAAACGGACCAGUUGGUUGACAAAGUAAAUUCACCAUAGCCCCACUGUGUCAUUAGAGAGAGAGAGAGAGAG